AUGUCAACCGAUCAGCGCCCUCAGCUGCAGAGCUUCGCAGAUGCACUCAAUGUGUUCCAAGGCUCGGUGGGAAUGCUGAAGCUUGCGGGCCUUUGCCCAAAUAACCAAACCGCAAUUAUGAGCCCACAAACUCAGCGGACGGCGUGGAAGGUCGCUCUCAAACCAGUAAUAGUACAAAAUAACUCCGAAGCCAAGAAGUGUGCUGUUUGCGGGUCCGGACACGCAUUCUACCAUUAUGGUGCAUACAGCUGUGAGGGAUGCAGGGCUUUUUUCAAGCGAACGGUGCUCGCGCCGGAAAGAUUACUAACGUGUGUCAGGGGUAGUCACUGUCAAGUUGAUGCCAGGGCACGGUCUCGCUGCCGCUACUGUCGGUGGAAGAAGUGCCUGAAGGUCGGGAUGCUGCGCGAUGGU
This is a messenger RNA of Mesorhabditis spiculigera, 411 nucleotides long. Lineage: Eukaryota; Metazoa; Nematoda; Chromadorea; Rhabditida; Rhabditidae. The record is from the annotation of a GenBank genome assembly.